AUCACCAAAACUGAAAGUAGAAACAUGUGAUGAUGUGCACUGUUGCUAAAAAAGAAAUGACACUUUCUUCGGAUGACGAUGAUUGGUUUUAUGAUUCAAUAUCUAGGUACAAGCAUCUCUACAUGUACGACCUGCAGUACCCAGUAACAGCAUUAGACUGGAUCAAUACAAAUUAUGUAUGUGUGGCAACAAGAGGGAGGUCCAGACAUGAAAUAACAGAACUGAGUUUACCAGACAAGCUCUGUACAUCCGAGGACCUGGCCCUGUCCAAAAACAGAGACUUUCAAGUUGUGACGGGAGGGUUCAGCUCUGCACAGAUAAACGCCAUUAAGCACAUACCUGAUACAAGGAUGAUAUGUACAAGUUCUGUCAAUUAUCAUGGUCAUCUAGAAAUAUGGAAGCUGGGUUCUACAGAAACAGAUUUGAUCAAGUUAGAAACAAGAUUGAACAACAGAAAACCUAAAGGGGUAUGCUCAUCAAUCUCUGAGCUGAAAAAGAGUCAUGUGAUUUUCGGUUCCCAUGGAGAUAACCUUUGUUAUGCUGAUGUCAUGUCUCAAACUAUUUUGCAAGAUACUACUGAUUUUAAUUGUGAGGGUAGACUUUCAUGCAUAAGAAACUUAAAUGAACAUAUAGUGUGUGGCUGUUUUACAAGUGGACAAUUACUCAUUUGGGACACAAGGGAGAAAACUCCUUCGUUACAGGAAACAGAGUGUGAUAAGUCUGUGCAAUGGACCAUGGACUGCAGUGAAACGGACAUGGUUCAGUUGUCAUCUGGGGGAGACAUUCAGUUCCGAGAUUCAAGGAAACCUAAAACAUGUAACAUGACUCUUUCCAAUAGUAUAGGUUUCACUUCCAAGGAUCUUGAGUACCUAAAGAUCUGCUUAAAGAAACAAAAUGGAAGUUUACAUCAGUACUCUGUGUCUGGGUUUGAUGGAAAUGUCUAUCUAUUUUCAUCGAAUUCUCCAUCCCCAGUUUUUGUUCAUGAGGGACAUGUUAAAAAUGGAAGUAAUGACCUUUCGAAAGUGAAAGUUGUGACCCAUUCAUGGCAUCCAAUGGAAAACGUAGUUCUCUCUGCUGCUACUGACGGAUCUCUACACGCAUGGCAACAAACUUCAUGAUAUUAAUUCAAACUCAUUUAGAAAGAAAGUGGAAGUAUAUUGUACACAAAUGGACAAGUGUUGAAAACGUACAAGCACUUUUUUCUGGCACUAGUAUCAGUUAUCAUUUGUUUUUUAUACUGGUAGUUAUUUAAACAAUAAAAUGUUUU
Magallana angulata is the source of this 1267-nucleotide messenger RNA. RefSeq names its product WD repeat-containing protein 73-like. Gene Ontology annotation, molecular function: protein binding. The transcript is spliced from 10 exons. The coding region runs from base 30 to 1118 and encodes 362 amino acids. Gene Ontology annotation, cellular component: cytosol; spindle pole. Gene Ontology annotation, biological process: cytoplasmic microtubule organization. The record is from RefSeq and is a predicted model, not a curated record. NCBI's taxonomy places the organism in Eukaryota, Metazoa, Mollusca, Bivalvia, Ostreida, Ostreidae.